Messenger RNA from Salvia hispanica, 1146 nucleotides. The record is from RefSeq and is a predicted model, not a curated record. NCBI's taxonomy places the organism in Eukaryota, Viridiplantae, Streptophyta, Magnoliopsida, Lamiales, Lamiaceae.
AUGACAUGCAGUGGGGGUCAGACCAUCUCCAAUGCAAAUAGGCUAGUCAUAAGCCAGCCACUCUCUCUCCUUGCCACGGAGUAUUUUUUUAUAGCGGCAGAAUCGGGAAACGACGACUUCUUAGUGGAGUUAUUCAAUAAUGACCAUAAUUUACUAUACAAAGUAAAUACAAAAAGACAUAGCAUAUUUCAUGUUGCAGUUUUGCGUCGCUACGUCAAAGUGUUCAACUUGAUGUAUGAGUUGGGUGGUACCAAAGAUUUGCUUGCAACAUAUGUAGAUAAUGAGGGUAACAACAUACUGCACUUGGCGGAAAAAUUGGCACCUCAAAAUCAGCUUGACACUAUUCCCGGGGCCGCUUGGCAGAUGCAACGGGAAGUACUGUGGUUCAAGGAGGUCGAGAAGCUCGUACGGCCCGCAUCCAGACACAAGAAGAACAAGAAAGGGCAAACGCCCCACGAAUUAUUCGUUGCCGAGCACAGAGGUAUACGAGCGGAAGGGGAGAAAUUCAUGAAGCAGACCGCAAAAUCGUGCAUGAUGGUGACGAUGCUGAUCGCGACCGUGGUUUUCACAACGGCUUUCACGGUCCCCGGGGGAUACAACAACAGCGGCGUCCCGAUCCUCGAGAACGAGAGGAUGUUCAUGAUCUUCCCUCUGUCGGAGGCGGUGGCGACGCUCUCCUCGCUCACCUUGAUGCUCAUGUUCCUCUCGAUUCUCACGUCCCGCUACUCAGACGAGGACUUCCUUAGAGCGCUGCCGAUUUGGAUGGUGGUGGGCGUGUCGACGCUCUUCUUCUCCAUCGUGGCGAUGAUGGUGGCGUUCUGCUCGUGCUUGCUGUUUUUCGAGCACGGGUGGGUGGCGACGACGUUGCUCUUGGCGUUCUUCGGGUGUGUGCCGAUAAUGUUUGUGGUGUUGAAGUAUCGUCUCUUGGUGACUAUAUUGCGUUGUACCUAUAGUUGUACUUGGUUGUUCCGGUCACACAACAAGUUGCACUCCUAGAGUCGAGUCGAAAAUAGCAAGAUCGCUCCCCUCUGCUUAUAGAAAUAUAUAAAAUUGGCUCUUAAUAAAUUGAAGUUAUUGUAGAACAAAUUGUUGAGAUGGGAGAAAUAAAAGUGAUGAGGUUGGAGGAAUACAAAGGCCUUUUGUUGU